AUGUGCGUCCAAGGAAUGCACUGGGGGUUGAAAUACAUCCUGCAAGGGAUCCGACCCCACACUUUUGAAGAACUUGCUACCCACGCUCAUGACAUAGAGUUAAGUAUGGCUUCAAGUGGGAUGCACGGACCACCGGUUCAAGAAUCUUCAAAAGCAAAAAGAUACGAAAAAUAUGAUGCCGUAAAGAAGGGGAACAACGCCCCUAUCAAGUCUUUCAGAAAAGAAGCCUUGGCCAUAAAAGCGACGACCAAAGCACUAGUGAAGAUCCAAAGUAAAGAAAAUGAAGUUGCGAGGAAAAGACAAUCAACUCAGACAGAAAGACCGCCAAGGCCAACCCUUAAAGAGUUGCAAUCCAAAACUUAUCUUUUCCUGGAUUCUGACGUCUUGGGCAUCUUUGACGAUCUACUCGGAGAAAACCUCAUUGAACUUCCGAAUUCAAAAAGGCCGGAGGAAGCUGGAAAGGUUGAUGACUCAAGAUACUGCAAAUACCAUCGUGUCGUAGGACAUGCCAUCCAUAAUUGUUUCGUCUUUAAAGACAAAGUCAUGGAGUUGGCUCAUGAAGGAAAGAUCAACCUUGAAGACGAUUCUGUUUCUGCUAAUGUCACUUCAAUCAUGUUCGGGUCUCUCGAAGUUGACAUAAAAGACAAAGAAUCAUAUUGCCUCACUACCGAGAAAGGUGGCAAGGCGAUCAGAGACAAAUCGAGUGAAGAAUGUGCCACGAUAACUUUCACUGAUGAAGAUUUGAUGUUAGGAUCCAAACCCCAUAAUCGUUCAUUACUGGUCGUGGGUUAUAUCCAUGAACAAAGGAUUAGCCAGAUAUUUUUAGACGGAGGAGCCGCAGUCAAUGUCCUUCCUCUAUACACAUUGCAAAAAUUGGAAAUACUAGUAGAUCAGUUGUUCGAGAGUCGUAUGACAAUACAUGGAUACAAUCAAGAGGGGCAAAGAGCACUUGGCACCAUAAGAUUGAGACUGUUAAUCGAUGAAAUGGAAACUAACCCUUUGUUCUACGUGAUAGAUGCAAAGACAUCUUUCAACGUUCUUUUGGGAAGACCAUGGAUACAUGAGAAUGGUGUAGUUCCAUCAACGUGGCACCAAUGCUUCAAAUACACUCAAAAUGGAGUGACAAAGAAAGUUCUCGGAGACACAAAGCCAUAUGCAGAAGCCGAGUCACACUUUGCGGAUGCCAAAUAUUUCUCUACAAAAGCAAAAAAAUCCAAGGUACAUGAAGAUGUCAAAGCACCACAACCAAACUUGGGGGCAAAGUCAAGAAAUAAAGAAAAAACACCUACCUCAGGUUCUGCAGACUCAUAA
This is a messenger RNA of Andrographis paniculata, 1311 nucleotides long. RefSeq lists its product as uncharacterized. The coding region runs from base 1 to 1311 and encodes 436 amino acids. The transcript has a single exon. Lineage: Eukaryota; Viridiplantae; Streptophyta; Magnoliopsida; Lamiales; Acanthaceae. The record is from RefSeq and is a predicted model, not a curated record.